This is a messenger RNA of Auanema sp. JU1783, 531 nucleotides long. The record is from the annotation of a GenBank genome assembly. NCBI's taxonomy places the organism in Eukaryota, Metazoa, Nematoda, Chromadorea, Rhabditida, Rhabditidae.
AUGCGUGAUCACGAUGGUGGUAAAGAGAAAAGCAGGAGUGAAAAGCGAGAAUCAAAUAAGCCGACUUCCGAAGACUUCAAGAACCGUAUAAGAAAACAAUUCGAUUUUGCAGUGAGCUCUUCCGCGUCUGCAAGUGACCACAGUAACAAACACGAAAAUGAAGAGUACUUGACGCCCUCACAGAAACAGCAAAGAAUGCGCCAGUUGGAGAUGAUUGGAGAGGGCAAUUUUCGUCAGCAGAGCUUCAGCUCCUCCUUGGGCAAAAGACAACAGAAAUCGAAAGAGCAAGUAAGCAGAAGUGAAAGAAUUUCUAACUUGGAUGAGGAACGUGAUAGAAUGUUGUUCGGACCUGCAACAAAGCCUUUAUUGAAUUCACUACCUGAACAAAUUGGAGAAUCAAAACAUGGUCUGACUUGCUUACCUAAAGAAGCAUCCUUCCUUAUACACCCUAGCGUUCUGAUCGAUGGAGCAAUCAAAGAACGAACCUGGAAAAACCUUUGGCUUGAGCAGAGAAGAAAUCUUGGUUAUUAA